GAGGCAGAGAGGGAGGAGGCCACAGGCUGCCCCGCUCACCACUUCGAGAGGAAAGAUUGAGAGAGGAGGGGUGAGAGAAGAAAAAGGGGAGUAUCCCGUCUUCUCUGCCCUUCUGAGCCACUGCAGCCCCCCUCCCCCUCCCUCUCUCUUUGAUUCUCUUUCUCUCUCUUUCCCCUUACUCAUCUGUUUCUGUGGCUGUGCUGAGAGGAAGGGCACCUGCCGCUCCCUGAUGAUUCAGCCUUUCAGCUACUUGGAGCUCCACAGACAAGACAGCAUGUCCCUCCUGCCACUGCAGUGCCUGGCCGUCCUGUCCUCUGUCUGCACUACAGCUACUGCAGCUGGCCCAGCACGUCGACACCGCCUCUUCUGCCCAAGCGCUCAGCCAGUUUGACGAUUCUAUGUAUAGACUGAUUGCCUUUUUCUGUGAGAAAGCAUGAGUAAGGAACUCCUUUCCCUCGUGCGCAGAAGGUUGUCUACAGAAGUCCCAGGCUGUUAACAAGGUGCGACUCACUCUGAAGAGCAUUUGUACUUUCCUCUGAAAUCCCAGCUCUGACUCUGCAGCAUCAUAAUGGAAACCAUACUCGAGGAGACUGGUGGCAGACAGCCACUGUGCGAUGCUCUGAGUUAAUAGUUGAGGUGUUCAGAGAGCCUUCAUCCAGCAGUUGGAAAGGAUGACUGAGGGAAUGGACGACAUCUCUGCAGGACCAGCUCCCCCCCCUGGAUCGGCCUCCCCCACCAGCUCUACUGUUGAUACCGGACAAGUCCCUGAGGAGAAACCAGAGGAGACAGUGGCAGCUGGCGAGAGUGGGGAGGAGGGUGCAGAGGGAGGUGGUGGUGGUGAUGGGGAGCAUUUGGGGGCUUUGGGAAUUGUGGCCUUGCCAGGGACCUGCUGUGUGUGCAUAGAGAUGGAACAGAUUAACCAUUGCCUGCACUCUGAGAAAAUCUGCAUUCUUCCCAUCCUGGCCUGUCUGCUUAGUUUAGCCCUCUGCACAGCUGGCCUCAAAUGGGUCUUUGUGGAUAAGAUCUUUGAGUACGAACCACCCACACACCUAGAUCCUAAACGCAUCGAACAGAACCCAAUUAUCAUAUCAGUUUCCCCGACGCUGGGACUGACUGUGUCGAUUCCUCAUUCAUCCCCGUCGAUUGUCUCCUUGACCACCGCCGUUACCCCAGGACGUCCUGACGUUUUCGUAGAAGAGAAAUCGACACGAGGGUCGUACAUGCCUCAGUCUCCACGAGUGACUCAGCCUGAUCCCUCCGUUACACUGAAAUACAACGCUGAACUUCCCACCGUCCCAAAGCAGACUCCCCACCCUCAGACAACACAGGAAUUAAACGACAUCAUCAUCCCAACAAUCUCUGCCACCAGCACCACCACUACAGCCAAGACCUCCAGUCACGUGACACGCUGCAGCGACAACCAGAGGAACUACUGCGUUAAUGGAGGGGAGUGCUUCACCCUUGAAAUCAUGCCAGGCAGCACAAAGUUUCUUUGCAGGUGUCCAAAUGAAUUUACUGGUGAUCGCUGCCAAAACUAUGUAAUGGCCAGCUUUUACAAACAUCUUGGGAUUGAAUUUAUGGAAGCUGAGGAGCUGUAUCAGAAACGUAUUUUAACAAUAACAGGAAUCUGCAUUGCACUCCUAGUCGUUGGAAUCAUGUGUGUGGUUGCCUACUGCAAAACAAAGAAGCAGAGGAAGAAGCUCCAUGACCGUCUGAGGCAGAGCCUGAGGAAAAAGAGGAAAAAUACCAAUACUGGUAUUGGCCCCAAUCUGGCAAGCUCAGCCAGAGGACGUCAGAUUUCUAACUUGCCUCUUCAAGAUUUGCAGCUUAUCAAUCAAUGUAAUGGGACGACUAUACAGCAUGCAUCUGAGAUGGAGACAGAAACAAACUUCUCAACAAGCAAAAGUGCUUUAACUGCGCAUGAACCCACCACAUUCACCCACAUCUCUAGCCAAAGGUAUGCAUCUGCCAUGACGAACCCGACACAGCUGUCUCCGGUGUCCUGCACUUCUCCUGCAACUCCAGGGUCUCCUCCAUCAGAGAUGUCCGCCCCCCUGUCCAGCCUGGCCAUCUCUGUCCCCUCGGUGGCUCUAAGCCCCUCCGGCGAGGAAGAGCGCCCCCUGCUGUUGUCAAACUCACAUCAGCCAUGCAAGUCUUCAAACCGAGAUGAACAGAAGAGGAUCUCGGCCCACUACAACCAUGGCCAUGUGGCACACAGCUUACCGCCUAGCCCGCUGUUUCCUAAUGGGAAUGGUUACUACCAAAGCAUAGGUGACCAUGACACCACAGCUGGCAGCCAGAUGUUCUCAGCAUCACCUGAGAAGCUUCUACGCAACAACAUCAACAACUGCAGCACCAAACGAGUCCCCAACGGCCAUGUGGUGCGUAAUGCGGAGUCCAGUGGUGACAGCAUGCUAGUGAGCGAAACAGAUGCGCCUCAAGGGGACCACACACCCUUCUUUACUACAGAGAGCACUGCAAGCCUGCUGCUCGGGGCUUUGGACAGCAGCAGGACUAACCCAGCAUCUCUAAAUGAUGACCUGCAAGACAAGUCAUGCAGUUCCAUCACCACCACCAAACUAAAUCCAGUUGCUGUGUAAAGUAAAAAAAAAAGAAAAAGGAAUUGCUGAGAAUCCUUUAUGUUGAGGGGAAAAAAGGGAAUAGUCACUAUUAAACUUUUAUUUUCUAUAAAUUAUUUGCUGUGUAAAGACUUUAAAGAUAAAUGAAAAAUGACACUUUUAUUUUAGUGAUGUAGCAAAUAAAGAGUUUUAUAAAAAAAACACAUACAUUUACAAAUGUGUUCAUGUCUUGUAGGUAAAGUGCCAUACACUAGUAUGUAGCAACAGUUCACGGUAUAUUUCAGUGCAGAAAAAAUAUCAACGGUGCCUUUCUGUUUAGUAUGCUUAAGGGAUCUGAAACAUUGCAUACUGGGCCAUAUAUUCACCAUCUUAAUCUUCCAGUUAACAAUCAAAACUAACUUGCUGGCUGCUUUUAACAUCCUGGAGUUGGAAGUGCCCACUGACACGUCAGUUUGAUAUGAGAUUUAUACGAGGUGCAUGCUACAUCCUUGAAAGCUGUGAUGGAAUAAUGAGCAGUUUGUGUGGUUUCCAUUCCAGCCAUUUGACCUGAUACUGAACUUCAACACCUGGACUCAUGUGUAUGACUAGACGAUUGAUCAGCUUAUUACCUGCAUUUGAUGAGUAAUGGAAAAGAUUUUAGAAAUCAUAAAGGUUUUAUUCAUCGCCAUCUAAUUCAGAAUCCUGCUGGUGAACAAAUAUUGUAACUGUUAGAUAAACGUGCAUUCACUAAAGUCUGGCUCUGUAGUGUUACUAAUACUGUCAGUUAUAUGUCUAACAUAACCCCCAUAGAGUUUUCUUUUUAGUAAAUUCAAUAUUGGGAUUUGAUUUACCUAUUACAAGUUUACUAAUUCUAUGUUAAAGGGUACUGCUCUGGUGUUGUAUUGCACUUACAUAGCUCACAAAGGACAAUGCCGGUUCCCAUCUGGACCGAGGCUCAGUCCUUGCCGCAGUGGCCACGCUGGAUUCCCACCUGUCAUUCCCCCUCUAUCCACCCUUUCAAGUCGUAAGCUGUCCUAUCAAAUAAAGGCCUAAAAUGCCCAAAAAACAAUCUUUAAACAAAGACCCAAAAAAAAACAAGAAAAAAAAAAUGGUCAUUAAAACAUCAGAGGCCUAAAUAUCCUGACUGUAACUCCCGAGAAUGAGUCAAGCUCAACGCUGGAUCCUACAUUUACCAUACUGCUUAAAGUAUCUUUUUUUUAAAGUAAAGUUUCAUUUCUUUCUAUAGUUACAUCUUCACAGAGUGCAAACUGACUCAGAUAAAGUGGUGCCAUCAAAGAAAACUACUAGCAUUAAGAACAGCAAUGCUCUAUUUCUUCAAGAGACCACUCAUACUUGUGCCCUCCGCCACCAGUAUGAUAUUACUACAGAAGAGGAUAAGGGCCAAUGUGAAAAAUGUAUUUCAGUUCUAAAUUUAAAGUCACAAUUCUGACUUAAUUCUCAGGAUUGUGAAUAAAAAGUUCUAAAUUAGAAUUCAGACUUUUUUUCUCGGAAUUCUAAAUUUAAUCUCAGAACUCAAACAUUUUUCACAUUUGGCCCUAAUUCUCUUUCAUAGAUUACUGAUCACAUUUUUAAAUGCAGAAAUAUCUACAGUGUGUACUGAAUAUAUGGCUCAUUUUGUCCUUCUUAAAGACAUCCAUGUGGUCCUGAGCAAUGCAUUUUGGGGAAUUAGGAAAUAUGCUGAUGGUUACCUGCUUUAAUUUGUUCAGUCAUAUCUCUGGUAUGAUAGACAUUUAUUUUCUAAAUUCAACUUGUUACAAUUUCCCAAAGAAUAAAUGAAUACACGCAGUAUGCAUUUAUUUUUUCAACUAACCCAGCUUGUGUUCACGUGCAGUCUCAUUGUAUGUGUGAUUUAAACAAAUGUCUGCUAACAUGAACAUAAGUUUAUGAAAUCUGCCAAAGACUGUCACCUGUUAUGAAAAGUACAUAAAAAUAACAAUUUUUGGUCUCUGUAAUCAACCAUAGUUUCUUAUACGUAUGUAGAAUCAGCAUAUGAGUAAGUAUGAUGACAAAGACGUGCUGCUCCAUGAUUUGUGUUUUAAUGGUGGCCAUUCUUCUGUAUUUUAUGGUAACAUUAAGAUUAUUAUUUUUUUUUUUUGGUGAUUCUUGUUCAUUACAAGCAUUAAUUACUGAUUUAUUUAUAUUUUAACAAACAUGAUUUUACAGAUGUAAAAUAUAUAUAGCCAUUAGUCACAUGGUUACUAGUACAAAAUAGAAAAUAAGUACUUGCAUAUUUUGUCACUUGUAUGCUUAACAUAACUCACAAUGCAUUGCUUUUAGGUCUAGGAGUGUCUUCAAAUGAUGUAAAUACACCAUGGAAACCUUCAGCGCUGUUAUUUCUUAUUAAAUAUUAAAUCAGUUCUAUGUUUUGUGCCUCACAGUGUCAA
This is a messenger RNA of Perca fluviatilis (European perch), 4963 nucleotides long. It is a transcript of the gene nrg1, whose product is annotated as neuregulin 1. Gene Ontology annotation, biological process: cell differentiation; animal organ development; activation of transmembrane receptor protein tyrosine kinase activity. Gene Ontology annotation, molecular function: protein tyrosine kinase activator activity; chemorepellent activity. Lineage: Eukaryota; Metazoa; Chordata; Actinopteri; Perciformes; Percidae. The record is from RefSeq and is a predicted model, not a curated record.